CACCGGCGGCCGGCCCGACGGCACCAUGUACUCGCCCUACUGCCUGACCCAGGAUGAAUUCCACCCCUUCAUUGAAGCUCUCCUGCCUCAUGUCCGUGCCUUUUCCUACACAUGGUUCAAUUUGCAAGCUCGGAAAAGAAAGUACUUCAAGAAGCACGAGAAGCGGAUGUCGAAGGACGAGGAGCGCGCCGUGAAGGACGAAUUACUGGGUGAAAAGCCCGAGAUCAAGCAGAAGUGGGCUUCCCGGCUGCUGGCCAAGCUACGCAAGGACAUCCGUCCAGAGUUCCGCGAGGACUUCGUCUUGACCAUCACCGGCAAGAAAGCCCCGUGCUGCGUCCUCUCCAACCCAGACCAGAAGGGCAAAAUCCGCAGGAUUGACUGCCUGAGGCAGGCUGACAAGGUUUGGAGGCUGGACCUUGUUAUGGUCAUCUUGUUCAAAGGGAUCCCUCUUGAAAGUACUGAUGGGGAGCGGCUGUACAAGUCGCCGCAGUGCUCGAACCCAGGCCUCUGCGUCCAGCCACACCACAUUGGAGUCACAAUUAAAGAACUGGAUCUGUACUUGGCGUAUUUUGUUCACACUCCUGGUAGGUCAAACAAAAAAAAUAGGCCAAGAGUGUACAGACAGUCUUUCUCACUGCCCUACGCGGACCCUCACGCACCCCCACACCCCCUGGCUCCCUCGAUCGAAGGCUACCGUCAGGAAAGGCUGGGUUCGUUCUUCUCCGAAGUGCCUGUUCCGGCAGGAGGUGAUGAACUGUCCUUGAACUGUCAUAGCCCCUUUGUGGUCACAGCCCCGAGGCGUGUGAUGAACGCCGUGGAACGAGGCUUCCCGUUGGCCUGGGGCGGCAUGGAAAAGAGGGGCCGUGCCCGGCUGUGA
Molecule: messenger RNA, 877 nt
Organism: Euleptes europaea (tarantolino)
Lineage: Eukaryota; Metazoa; Chordata; Lepidosauria; Squamata; Sphaerodactylidae
Gene: NFIX
Product: nuclear factor I X
Exons: 4
Coding region: 26-877 (283 amino acids)
Biological process (GO): regulation of transcription by RNA polymerase II
Cellular component (GO): nucleus
Molecular function (GO): RNA polymerase II cis-regulatory region sequence-specific DNA binding; DNA-binding transcription factor activity, RNA polymerase II-specific
Source: RefSeq, a predicted model, not a curated record